This is a messenger RNA of Lodderomyces jiufengensis, 2250 nucleotides long. RefSeq names its product MutS family protein. Gene Ontology annotation, molecular function: ATP-dependent DNA damage sensor activity; mismatched DNA binding; ATP binding. Gene Ontology annotation, biological process: mismatch repair; reciprocal meiotic recombination. The record is from RefSeq and is a predicted model, not a curated record. The coding region runs from base 1 to 2250 and encodes 749 amino acids. Gene Ontology annotation, cellular component: nucleus. The transcript is spliced from 2 exons. Lineage: Eukaryota; Fungi; Ascomycota; Pichiomycetes; Serinales; Debaryomycetaceae.
AUGUCAAGAAUUAAUAAUAGUCAAUAUGGGUUUAUGACUACUACUGAUGAUAUUGUAAGUAAGAGGAUCGGAACAACUACAAUAAAACAAGUUGAAAGGGAAGCUGUAAUGGCAAUUAAUCUCCUGAAAUUUGAUAAAAUGGAUGUUGGAAUUGCAAUUUUAGACUUCAAAAUCUCAGAGCUUUUUUUAAUUAAUUUUAAUGAUUCACCAUCAUUUGUUAGAACUGUUAAUCAAAUUGAUAUUCAUACUCCAACAACAGUUAUAAUUCCAGAUUGUCAACAGAUUGAAAAAUUAAAGUUUGUGUUACUUUCAAAUCUUGAUGAUGAUGUCAAACAAAAAUUGGGAAAAUUGAAAAUGUUUGAUCCUUUAGUUGGUAGAGAAAUAUUGAAAGAACAUCUGUUAAAUGAAUUCAAUUGUAAUGACUUAGUUGCGGGUGCCGCUGGUGCUCUUAUAAAUACUUGCGAGGAAAUGAGAUUAAUCAAACCAACAAAUAAAUUUAAAAUAACACAUGUUGAAAAUCGUAAAUUCAUGUUGAUUGAUUCUUCUACAAUAAAAGACUUGGAGCUUGUUUCAAGUUCGAGUGAUAAAGGUCUUACAUUUUUCAAAUUUAUAAACAAAUGUACCACCAAAAUGGGUCAAAGAUUGUUGAGAACGUCAAUUUUGCAACCCUUAACCGAUGUUGAGGACAUCAAAUUAAGAUUAGAGUCAGUAACAGAAUUGAAAAACGAAGAUCAAAUAUUAUUUUGUAUUAAAAGUAAAUUGAAACAAUUACUGGACUUGGAUUCAUUAUUUUCUCAUUUAUUAGAUGAUUCUGGUAAUCAAGAACAACGAGUUAAUAAUAUUUUGUUACUAAAAACAAAUUUAAUGUUGAUAGUCGAAUUAGAGGAAUGUUUAAAUGUGAACUCGCCAAUUUUACAACAGAUCAAGGAAAUAUUUCAACAUAAAAACAUUGGGAAAUCUGAAAAGUGGACUCAAUGGAUUUUUAGAUGUUUCAAGAAGUGUAAGGGACAAAAUAUUGAAGAAGUUAAUGAUUAUGUUCAAAAACUUGCUGAAGAACAUGAUCUAAACAUUGAUUACAGGUACGAUCAAAUCAGAGGAUUUUACUUAAGAAUUAAAAUUAAAGAAAAGCUUACAUUGCCAACAGAAUUUACUAAUAUUAUUCAUAAAAAGAAUAUAAUUGAAUGUACUACUAUAGAUUUGCUAAAACAAGGUUCAAGAUUGAAUGAUAUCGUAAAUGAAAUCAACGUUGUUAGUAGUUCACUCAUUAAAGAAUUAUAUGAACAAAGUCAAGAUAACUUACCAAUAUUUUUUAUGGUUUCAGAAUCAAUUGCCAUGCUUGAUAUGUUGUGUUGCUUUGCAGACUUUGUCAAUUCACAAACUGGUUCAUACACAUGUCCGGAAUUUGGCAAUUAUACUCAUAUUCGUCAAUCUAGACAUCCUAUAUUUGAAACUUUAUUUGAAUUUAUUCCAAAUGAUUAUUCAUGUGUUCCUGAGCUUUCAAGAUUUCAAAUUAUAACUGGUGCAAAUAUGAGUGGUAAAUCAGUUUACAUCAAACAAUUUGCUUAUAUUUUAAUUAUGGGUCAAAUGGGGUUAUAUGUACCUGCUGAUUACGCCAUUAUCAAAAUUCAUGAUAGCAUAUUUUCUCGUCUUUCAUCAGAUGCUCAUAUAAACACUUCAACUUUUGCAAAUGAAAUGAAUGAUAUGAAUAAUAUUUUGAAAACAGCUGAUGACAAUAGUUUAUUAUUGAUUGAUGAAUUGGGUAGAGGUUCAAGUUUAAGAGAUGGGUUUGCCGUUUGUUUAGCUAUAUUAGAGCAUUUGACUUUUUUGAGAGCUACUGUUUUCACAACUACUCAUUUUCAAGAAAUUGCAGAAAUUUUAGGUAAUAAAUCUUGUGUUUUAUCUUCUCAUAUGAAAUCAGUUGAACAAUAUGGGAAAUUAAAAUCUGAAUUUAAGUUAGAAGCUGGGAAAUUGGGGACCGAAAGAUACGGUAUAAAUUAUGCUGAAUCAUCACAGAUUUUACCAUCAGAAUUAAUUACUUGUGCCAAAGAACUAAUUGAGCCAUUAAAAUCAAAAUCAAUUAAAAAUGACUCAAAAUCAAUGUCUAAGAGAAGAAAAUUAGUUUUAGAAUUAUACUUUGCCUUAACUCAAUUGAAAAAUUUAGAUUGUGAUAUAAAUUAUAAAUUAGAUUUGUUAAGAACCUUACAAGCUAGAUUUGUUGAUGAGAUUAAUGAAGCUACUGCCACUAAUUAA